Molecule: messenger RNA, 940 nt
Organism: Durusdinium trenchii
Lineage: Eukaryota; Dinophyceae; Suessiales; Symbiodiniaceae
Source: the annotation of a GenBank genome assembly
UGCCGCUGCCGCGGCCGCACCGGGCGCCACGGCGCCCUCUGCGGUGGCGCGGGCGGCGCAGGCGGCAGCGGAGGCGGCGGGAGGCUCAGCUCAGGAGGCGUUUCAGCAGGCCAGCGAGGCAGUGACCCGGGCGGAGGUGCAGAGGGGGAAGAGCUCAAGAGAGGUGGGGAUGGCGGCGAGACAAGCCGUGGCAGAUUUCUCAGACCCGCUGCAUGCGAAGUCUCUGGCUUUGAGAGCAGCGAUCCAAGCAGUGGUGAGGAGGAACGCCUUGCACCACGACUCCCCCAACCUCAUGGCGCGGGAAGCACAUUUAGCCGCCCAUGCGGUGGGAUUGCCAUAUGAUCACUUGAAGAUUUGUGAGAUCGCCGUGGAGGCGCUGGCCGAGCGCCUGGCCGCGGAGGGCGCCACGGCGCACGACCUGGGCGUGGCCACAAAGGACCUGGCGCUCUCCUUGGCGAUCAGCCCACCUGGAGGCUUGAACUCGACCACUCAGGAGCUUCUCUCCCUUCAAUCCGCGAUGUUCUUGGCCUCAAAGGCAGCAGCGCGAGCUGCCUUAAGACAUCAGAUGAAGGAGAAAGACACAACCUCUCCUUCGUUGAUCCCCGGCAUGCUACAGCAAGCCAUCUUCCAAGCGAAGCAGGCAGCGCGAGCGACUGGCCACCCAUUGGGGGAGAGAGAAAUGGCGCACUUGGUGGGAAAGACGGUCAUAGCCUUGAGCCUCGAGAAGGGCGAAACCUACACGCUUCCGCAGAUCUUGAAGACAGCCAUUGAUGCCUUGAAUCCGAGCCCCGAAGAGACCCGAGCAGCGGCAGCGGCUGCUGCGAAGGAGGUUGCUAGGGCUGAAGCCUUGGAUGGAGAAAAUCCGGCGUUGAUCCGCAAGAAGUGCUUGGAAGUCCUACGGGAUUUGCCACAGGGAGUCAUUGGCCCCGUGAAGGACACC